UGAUAAAACUCCCAAAGGAAAAUUCCACGUUGCUGCAAUUGUGGAAAAAAAUGUCUCCUCUAUCCUUUUUUAUUUCCCUUCAACCACCAUACCCUCAUACCAUUCCUGCAACUCCAAUCCCAACCACCACCAUUCUCCCUCAUCCCAAAGCUCCGAAACAUGGACCGCCGGCUCUCCGAGGCCGUCGUAAAGGGCGACGUCCCGGCCCUUCAAAAACUCACACAAGAAGAUGAGGACAUCAUCAAACAGACAGCUCCUGGUUCAUUCAACACCAUAUUGCACCUGGCUGCCCGGUACGGGCACGUGGGGUUCGCGUCGGCCGUACUGAAUUCAUGGCCGGAGAUGGGGUCGGCGGAGAACGGGGAGAUGGAGACGCCUCUGCAUGAGGCAUGCAGAGAAGGGCAGAUGGAGAUUGUGAGAGUGUUGGUGGAGACUGAUCCUUGGGUUGUUUAUAAGGUGAACUGUAGGGAUGAGAGUGUCCUCUUUGUGGCAAGUGAGAAAGGGAGGCUUGAAGUGGUGAAGCAUCUUCUGAUCAACUUCCCAAGGCUACUGAUGCUGGAGGUUGAUGUGUUGACCAGUUCAAUCCAUGUUGCAGCUUCAGCAGGACAUACAGAAAUAGUGAAAGAAAUACUGGAGGUGCGCCCGGACUUUUCAUGGAAGAAGAAUUCACAUGGAUGCUCACCACUGCACCUAGCUAGCAGCAAAGGGCACUUGGAGAUAACAAGGGAGCUUCUGAGAUUGGAUCCAGACCUGUCUUCCUCGCAGGACCAAGAAGGUCGAACGCCGCUCCAUUUGGCUGCCAUUAAAGGGAGAGUCAACAUCUUAGAUGAGAUUCUCUCAGUGAGCCUUGAAUCUUCUGAGAUGGUGACAAGAUAUGGAGAGACAGUUCUACACAUUGCUGUGAAGAACAACCAGUAUGAGGCAGUUAGGUUCCUGAUGGAAACUCUCAACAUUACAAAGCUUGCUAACAUGCAAGACAAUGACGGCAACACCAUCUUGCACCUAGCCAUUGCCGGAAAACUCACCACUAUGGUGACCUACUUGCUUAAACUUGGUGUGGAUGUGAAUAUUCUAAAUCGCAAUGGAGACACAGCUCUAGACAUAGUUGCAUCUGAUGCUAGUAACUCAGGCGCCCUUGUGAUUAUACCGACAUUAGAAGAAGCAGGUGCUAAGAGAAGUGAGCAAUUGCCCCCUGCAUCACAAGAAAUCUGGCGGAUCAGCAGCAAUCCCAACUCCGAGAGAUCACAAGUAUACAGCCCCAACAUACCCAAGAAGAAGACUUCAGAGUCUCACCACCGGCACAAGCACCAUCACCAGAGAGCCAAGCAGCUCGAGCACCAACUGGAGGGCUUACGCAAUGCGCGAAACACAAUCACAGUAGUGGCGGUUUUAAUAGCAACGGUCACAUUUGCAGCCGGUAUUAACCCUCCUGGAGGGUUCAACCAAUCCACUGGAAAGGCUAUCAUGGGUAGGCACACUGCGUACAAGGUCUUCAUGGUGUGCAACAUUAUGGCAUUGUUCUUGUCCCUUGGCAUUGUCAACAUUCUGGUCAGUGUCAUUCCUUUUAGGCGAAAAUCCAUGACAAAACUACUGGUGGUGACACAUAAGGUCAUGUGGGUGUCCACGUUGUUCAUGUCGUCGGCCUACAUUGCUGCCACAUGGACGAUUAUGCCACAUGGACCGGGGACUAGAUGGGUGUCAGUAGAAUUGGUGGCUGUAGGUGGAGGGUGCACGAUGACGGUGUUUUUGGGGCUAGGGGUGAUGCUGGCAAGACAUUGGUGUAGAAAAUGGGAAUGGAGGAAGAAGAAGAAAGAGAGCAGAAGCAAGGAUGGAAGCCCCAUUUACAGUAUCAAUAGUCAAGUCGCAGAGAUGCAGACGAGGAAGAAGGGGAGUCGCGAGUGUAGUAGCAACUCGGAUGUUGAUAGCUCCGAUCAUGGUUACCACUUGUAUUAGCCAGAUAGUAUCCAUUGGAACUUCAUGAAUAACACAUACAGCUAGCUAGAUAGAACACUAACGCAGGACAAGUUUGGUUUAGUGCCUAGUCCUGAGGUUUUAGGUAUGUAGCAUUAUACACAUGUUACCACCAUCUGUUGUUAUAGAUAAAUAUGUACUUGUAUAUUCAUUGCUUUCAAUUAGUGAAUUUCUUCUUGAAAUUCAUUAUUGUUAGAAUUUGUAAUUCUUGGAUCAUUUCUGAGCA
Messenger RNA from Cornus florida, 2197 nucleotides. RefSeq names its product ankyrin repeat-containing protein ITN1-like. Lineage: Eukaryota; Viridiplantae; Streptophyta; Magnoliopsida; Cornales; Cornaceae. The transcript is spliced from 3 exons. The record is from RefSeq and is a predicted model, not a curated record. Gene Ontology annotation, cellular component: plasma membrane. Bases 160 to 1953 code for a protein of 597 amino acids. Gene Ontology annotation, molecular function: protein phosphatase regulator activity; protein phosphatase 1 binding.